AUGGCAGCAGUGAUUUACAUCACUGUCAGCUCUCCGUCCAACGACUCAAUGACGUCACUUGUCUGCUCUAAGACAAAGGUUGCACCACUGAAGAGGCUCACAAUACCAAGAUUGGAGUUGUCUGCAGCACUUCUAUUGGCAAAACUCACAAAAUAUGUUCAAUCAACGCUCAAGGUAAAGAUCAAUGCAACGCACCUGUGGACGGAUUCUCAAGUUUCGCUCAUAUGGAUCAAAUCGCAAGCAUCACGUUGGAAGGAUUAUGUUCGGAACAGAGUCAUUCAGAUCCAAGAACUCACUCCAAAUGCGCAUUGGAGGCAUGUUCCAGGUACUUCUAAUCCAGCCGACUGUGCUUCCCGAGGCAUUUCGACAGAUCAACUUCAACGAUUCGAGCUUUGGUGGAAAGGUCCUCCAUGGAUGGCUCGAAAUCAAGAUCAUUGGCCAGAGCAAAAGGAAUUCUCAACUUUAAACAGCGAGCUCGAAGUGAGACCCAAUGUCUCACUCUUUGCUUCAGCUCAAAAGCUAAGUUAUCAUUGGAAUCUCAUUUACAAAUAUUCAUCUCUUAUUAAGCUGUAUAGACUGACUGCACUUUGUUUCAGGUUUGCCUUACGGCUUAAGAGAAAGCUCGAAACUCCUCCUGUGAUCAUCAUACCAUCCUGCGACAUGGAGAAGGCGCAGCUCUUUUGGAUUCACGCGACUCAACACUUGUAUUUCACCAGCGAAACCAAGACGCUCAACUCAGGCUCAACCCUGCCUGCAACUCACCCCUUCAGUCGCCUCACCGCCUUCAUCGAUUCGCAGGGAACAAUACGAGUAGGAGGAAGACUCACAAACACAGCGCUCAGCAGGGAUGAAAAACAUCCAGCGAUCCUCCCACGGGACGCUCACCUGUCGAAGAUCAUCAUUGAAGAUGCUCACAAGCGAACAUUUCACGGAGGAACGCAGCUCACGCUCGCAUACAUUCGACAACGGUACUGGAUCAUCGGUGGCAGAGCUCCUGUAAAAUCUCACAUUUUGAGAUGUGUCGUGUGUGCUCGUCAGAGGGGGAUUCGUGCUCGUCAGAUGAUGGGUCAACUACCUCUCUGUCGAGUCACACCAUCACGACCAUUCGCUCACACCGGUGUCGAUUAUGCAGGACCAAUCACAAUGAAAAAUUCAAAGGGAAGAGGCUCGAAAACAAUCAAGGGAUGGAUCUGCGUGUUCGUAUGUUUCUCCUCAUCAGCUGUUCACCUCGAGGUUGUCAGCGAUUACUCAACCGAGGGAUUUCUGGCAGCCUACAGAAGAUUCUCAUCACGAAGAGGGAUCGCUCACAAGUUGUACUCUGACUGUGGUACAAAUUUCAUUGGAGCACAGGCAGAGCUCAAACGCCUGUUCACGUCAAGUUCACAGGAGCACCGACAGAUCGCAUCGAUUCUGUCAGCUGACAGCACUCAAUGGAUGUUCAACCCACCAGCUGCUCCUCACAUGGGAGGAAAAUGGGAAGCUGUGGUGAAAUCAAUCAAGUACCAUCUCAGGAGAACAAUUGGUGAGCUCUUACUAACAUUCGAAGAGUUUUCCACUCUCCUCACACAGAUCGAAGCGGUGCUCAACUCAAGACCAUUGGAGCCGCUCAGUGACGAUCCCGACGACAUCUCUGCGCUCACCCCAGGACACUUCCUCAUCGGUUCAGCGCUCAACACGAUACCAGAACCAUCACUGCUCGACGUCUCACCAGGCAGAUUGUCGAAAUGGCAACUGAUCCAGCAGAGGGUUCAACACUUCUGGUCUCAGUGGUCUCGACACUACCUGCAAAGACUGCAAUCGAUCUCAAAGUGGCAUCAUCCAUCGAACGACAUCAAGACAGGCUCGUUGGUGCUGCUCACGAACGAGCAUCUUCCACCGAGCAAGUGGCCACUCGCAAGAGUGACCGAAGUUCACCCCGGCAAGGAUGCCCUCACCAGGGUUGCAACCGUGAAGACUGCAACCACGACUCUCGUCAGACCGAUCACCAAGCUUGUCAUCCUGCCUGUUCACCAUCAAGCUGAGCUCACCUCUGCAGAAACAUCAUCAACGAGUUGCUGA
Messenger RNA from Osmia bicornis bicornis, 2058 nucleotides. RefSeq lists its product as uncharacterized. The record is from RefSeq and is a predicted model, not a curated record. NCBI's taxonomy places the organism in Eukaryota, Metazoa, Arthropoda, Insecta, Hymenoptera, Megachilidae. Gene Ontology annotation, biological process: DNA integration. The transcript has a single exon. The coding region runs from base 1 to 2058 and encodes 685 amino acids. Gene Ontology annotation, molecular function: nucleic acid binding.